Molecule: messenger RNA, 882 nt
Organism: Trypanosoma cruzi
Lineage: Eukaryota; Euglenozoa; Kinetoplastea; Trypanosomatida; Trypanosomatidae
Exons: 1
Coding region: 1-882 (293 amino acids)
Source: RefSeq, a predicted model, not a curated record
AUGCGUCGUUUUCUACAUAUUGGCAUUUCUCACUUGUACCUGGCUCGAUUUCUUAUCGUCGGCACACGCGGAAUUGUACCUGAAAUUGGUUUUUUACCCGCGUUUGAAAGUCGGCGUAGGAGGCGUAUGAGGCUUGGUGGAGAAAACGCGAAAAACGAUACAGAAACAAGCGGUGUUCCAGUGGUUCCGGCGAUGGACGAAUACGAAGCAAAGUCAAUCUGUUUUGAGAAGUAUGGCUUUAUUCAAAAACCUCUACUUGUGAAAAAUUGGUCGUUUUUUUUGCAAGAGCUACGCCGAAUUGAGUUCCGUUGGGCUUUGUCCCCAAACGCCGGUGGUGUUAUUGUGUUUACUGCUUUGGAACACGGGAGAGAAGGAGAAAAGGUUCUUUGUAAUCUCAAGGGGUCCACAGGAUGUGCACCAAUUGCCGAGUUUUUUGAGUGCUGCGGAGGUCUUAUUCAGGGCAGAUGUGACAAAUAUUUUGUGAAGUUUCUUGAUCCUGAUGGAGGUGAACAUGUGGUUAAGAUCGUUUCUAAGCGACAGAUUGCUGCUAGUGAUAACGUUAGUCCUGUUUUUGAUGAACCAAUACUUCCUGUGUUAGCACAGCACAACUGUCGGGGAACAUCUGUAGAAGUCUCCGUAACAGAUUCUAGGACGGGUGUCUUGACUCCUGUGUUUAACGAUAUAUCUUUGCAGACCUUUAAUUACGCUUUUCUGACUUCCAUACCUGUGUUUCUUAAGCGCAAUGAUGUUGGGAUACGGAACGCUGACUUUGUCUCGAAGGAACAAAUGCGGCAUUUUCGUUUUGCAUGGUGUUUUUUGCGGCGGGAAUCGCUAAUGACGGCAGUUGAAAUGAGUGAGUUAGAUCUUUUGUUACCACCUUGA